Messenger RNA from Epinephelus moara (kelp grouper), 781 nucleotides. RefSeq names its product peroxidasin-like. The coding region runs from base 1 to 729 and encodes 242 amino acids. NCBI's taxonomy places the organism in Eukaryota, Metazoa, Chordata, Actinopteri, Perciformes, Serranidae. The transcript is spliced from 4 exons. The record is from RefSeq and is a predicted model, not a curated record.
AUGGAAACGGACCAUGAGGAGCUGAUACAUGUAAAUUACAUCACUGUAAAACAAACACUCAGNGUGCAACCUCCGCGUUUUAUAACAUUAAAGAACAGAUUAGAUGAAAACAUCCCAGGUGCAGCUCCAAAACCGGUCAUUAGAACACUUGAUUAUACAGACAACAGGGCGCUGCUGCAGUGUGAAGUUCAUGGUAAUCCACAACCUGAAGUAGAGUGGAGGGACAGUGCUGGAAACAUCCUUCCUGCUGAGGAGCCACAGGUCUCAGAAAGACACGGACGUUUCUUCAUCACUCUCAACACAACUGUGACCAAGACUGACCGCUAUCGAUGUGUGGCCACACAGAAGAAUAUCAGCCAUCAGAUUUAUACUGAGACCAUUGUGCGUAUGACUGGUGCAGCUUUAAAGCCAUUCAUCACAACACUUGAGGAAACAAAAGACUGGUCACAGCUGCAGUGUGAAGUUAAUGGUGCUUCUCCAAAACCUAAAGUAGAGUGGAAGGACAGUUCUGGAAACAAACUUCCUGCUGAAGAACCACAGGUCACAGACAGAGGAGGCAGCUAUGACAUCAUCCUCCAAACUACUGUGACCAAGACUGACUACUAUCACUGUGUGGUCACACAGGAGGAAAUCAACCAUCAGACUGAGGCGAAGAUUCAUGUGUAUAUCGGGGGUAAGAUUCUUCCUCAUGUUUUUAUAUUCAAAUCAUUUGAACUGUUCAUGUGUUAACACGUGUUCAAACUGAACAUAAAGGAAAUUCUGAUGAAGAUAUGAGACGAGA